Corvus hawaiiensis (hawaiian crow) is the source of this 2196-nucleotide messenger RNA. RefSeq names its product threonine synthase like 2 (gene THNSL2). Lineage: Eukaryota; Metazoa; Chordata; Aves; Passeriformes; Corvidae. Gene Ontology annotation, biological process: dephosphorylation; 2-oxobutyrate biosynthetic process. Bases 514 to 2049 code for a protein of 511 amino acids. The transcript is spliced from 9 exons. Gene Ontology annotation, molecular function: pyridoxal phosphate binding. The record is from RefSeq and is a predicted model, not a curated record.
CACAUAUUCCCAUUCCCAGGCUUGGAUCAGGCCGUCUCUGCCGGCUGCCGCGGCCCCGGGAACAUCGGCGGGCGGCAGCGGGGACAAGUUUUCUGUGAGCACAAGUGCAAAAGGUGGCCGGGCUGGAAGCAGUGGCCGGAGGUUGUCUGGCCACUUGCCCACCGCGUUGAGCCGUGCUGAGGGGCUGCAGCGUUGGCCCAGGGGCCUGAGCUCCGGCUUCUGCAAACGGCCCACAAAGGGACAUGACGUGCUUGUGAAGCGACUUCUGUGCCGCCAGGGCUUUUCCUCAGGGGGGAAAUGUCUCCCUGGGCUGGGUGGAGGGAAAGAGGGACAAGGAGGCUCGAAACUUGGCACAAAUCCCAGGCAGCGUUUCCACCUCUUGCAAAAUGCUGUUUGCGCUCCACUGAGCCCGGCUGCUCCGGCUCCCUGUGGGACGCGGUGGUUUGUUCGCCGGGGAGUUCUGUCUGUCCAUGGGGGAAGUUUUGGAGAUGAGGGCCUGUUCUUGGUGUGGGGAUGCUCUGGGUUCCUGGCAGUGACUGUGGUGCCUCCCCAGCAGCCAUGGAAUACGUCAGCACACGGGGAGGCGCGAGGGCCGUGAACUUUGAGGGAGCCCUUUUGUCUGGCUACGCGCCCGAUGGGGGCCUCUUCAUGCCCCAGUGCAUCCCCUCGCUGGACAGGGACACCCUGCGAAGGUGGAGCAGCCUCUCCUACCCUGGGCUGGUCAAGGAGCUGUGCUCCCUCUUCAUCCCGGCCGAGCUGGUCCCGCGGAACGCACUCCAUGAGUUGAUCGACAGGGCCUUCAGCAGAUUCAGACACAAGGAUGUCGUGCAACUGUCCAGGCUGAAAGAUGGGCUGAAUGUUUUGGAGCUCUGGCAUGGUGUUACUUAUGCAUUUAAGGACCUGUCCUUGUCCUGCACAGGGCAGUUUUUACAGUACUUCUUGGAGAAAAAGCAGAAGCAUGUCAAUAUUCUGGUGGGGACUUCAGGGGACACAGGGAGCUCGGCCAUCGAGAGUGUAAGAGGGCAGAAGAACGUGGACAUCUUUGUUCUGCUGCCCAAGGGGCUCUGCACCCAGAUACAGGAACUUCAGAUGACCACCGUCAUUGAAGACAACGUCCACGUCUUUGCUGCUCAUGGGAACAGCGAUGAAAUCGAUGAGCCGAUCAAGGAACUGUUUGCUGAUGUCGAUUUUGCUGGAAAAUACAACCUGAUGAGCUUGAAUUCCAUCAAUUGGUCCAGGAUUAUGGUGCAGAUUGCUCACUACUUCUACGCUUACUUUCAGUGUGCCCCAUCCCUGGAUACCACCCCGCUGCCAGUGGUGGAAAUUGUUGUGCCAACAGGAGGAGGAGGAAAUAUCACAGCUGGCUGUAUUGCCCAGAAGAUGGGUCUCCCAAUUCGACUUGUUGCUGUGGUGAACAGCAAUGACAUCAUUCAUAGGACUGUUCAACAUGGAGAUUUCUCACUGGCAGAGAGUGUGAAGGCUACGUUAGCACCAGCCAUGGAUAUCCAGGAGCCUUACAAUGUGGAGAGGAUUCUCUGGCUGCUCUCGGGCUCUGACAGCUGCCAGAUAAAAACGCUGAUGGAGCAAUUCAACACCUCAAAAAGGCUGAAGCUGCCAGAGGAUUUGCACAGAAAGCUCUCCGAGACCCUGGGAUCAUGCUCGGCCUCUGAUGAGGACAUUGUGGGAGCCAUGAGACGCUGCUGGGAGGAGAACCAGUACCUGCUGUGCCCCCACUCUGCUGUGGCUGCUCACUACCACUACUCACAGCCACACAGCAUCCCCCGGUGUUGCUUGGCUCCAGCCUCUCCAGCCAAAUUUCAGGAUGCCGUGCUCCGAGCCAACCUGGUUCCCCAGAUCCCCCCUGAAAUCACUGCCCUAACAGCAAUGGAGACCAGAUCCAAUCCCCUGGAGCGGGGAUGGGACUGGGCACAGGUGCUCCGGGGCCGGAUUGAAGCCGUGGCGCAGCAGUGGGAGGCACAGGCGGGGUCAGUUUGCACCCCAGAGCAGGGUGGGAACACCGGCCAGGUAGUCACACCUGUAUGUGUGUGAGCCUCCCAGGGCUCAUUCUCCACUCCCAGGAAAGCCCUGUGUUGUGCUGGGAGUCUCCAUGCAAUGAUUUAUUAGCAAGAAUACGCAUCCCUGUUGAAUUACGUGGACUAUCUCAUAACAUUUUCAAUAAAGAGCACUGCAGUUGUA